CUCUGCCCAUUCUCUCCUCUUCCUCUUCCAGAGCUGGUUCACUUCCUAUAGGGACUGAAAACCAAGUGAGGAGAUGAAGAUUGCACCGUACUACACCAAAGAAUACAGAAUGUGGGCACUGCAGAAAACUCCUGAUCAUCAUCGAAGGAACAAGUGCACAAUUCUAGGAAGAUGUUCAGUCUCUUCACAGCAUUGCUGAACACAGAGAAGAUUGGACAGUGAAACAUCAUUUGGAUAAGCGGAACUUUGACAUAUCAUGAACCACUGUCUCAUUCCUGCAGGUGUGAGGCUGUUUAAAAGAAAGGUCUGUGAGGAGGGUCACUCAAACUUGUAAGGGUUUAGUAUGGACUGGGUGCAGCUGCCUUAUAACUGUUAACACAAGGGCAGCUGAAUGGAAGAGAAACCAUUUAAGUGUGAGGUUUGUGAUCGAGCUUUUGCAAGGCUACUGACGCUCAAAAAUCACCGACGCAUUCAUACCGGGGAGAAGCCAUUUAAAUGUGAGGUUUGUAACAAGGGCUUCACACAGUUAUCAGGCCUGGUGAAACACCGGCCAAUUCACACGGGAGAGAAACCAUUCAGAUGUGAGGUUUGUAACAAAUCUUUCUCACAAUCAUCCAGCCUCCUUGUACAUCAACGCAUUCACACAGGAGAGAAACCAUUCAGGUGUGAGGUAUGUGAUAAAGCGUUCUCAACGUUGGCGGAACUUCGUAAACACCAACGCAUUCACACAGGAGAGAGACCGUUCACGUGUGAAGUGUGUGACAAAUCAUUUUCGCAAUCAUCGACCUUCCAUACACACCAACGUAUUCACACUGGUGAGAAGCCGUUCAGGUGUAAGGUGUGUGAUAAAUCGUUUUCACGAUCAGGGAACCUCUAUGCACACCAACGCAUUCAUACAGGGGAGAAACCAUUUACAUGUGAGGCUUUCAAAGUGAAAACAUCCGCUUUGGAUGUGUUUGACAGCAGAUCAGAAGAGGAACAUGCAGCAUCCAGCACAGAGAUGCUGUGCAGUGGUGGAAGCAGCACAUGCACCGGAGAAGAACACAGGAGUGAGGAAUAAAUGAGGGAUUGAGAUUGGAGGAACGUACCACGGAGGGAAGGAUGGAAGCAAUUUCCUCUAUUCCUCUCCUCCUCCACCUCCUACUUCUGGUUCCUUCCUCCAUUUUCCACAUUGAUUUGCUUUUGAUCCCUCCUUCAAUUCUCUCUGUCUUUCCUGCUUUGUCUAUAUCUUCCAGCCUUUUCAAGAUCAGAGUGAUAGUGUGUGAACCCUUUUAAAUUCCAGCAUAAACAAAAUGAAAGCAGAAAUUCUACUCAAUUAAGGUAGUAAUGUCAUCAUGAUUCUGUUAGAUUAUUUUAACUAUUUUUCUGCUCUAUAUGACAAAAUUGAAAUAAACUAUCAUCUGUAGCUUGUAGUUUGUGAAAUAAUUACCGGUCAUGGUAUGUAGACUGGCAGAAACCCACAACUCUCAUUAUUCCCAUCUGGAACCAUGGUCAUUUCUUCAUGGCUGAUGUUUAAUAAACCAGUGUUGAAAAUCGCAAA
Molecule: messenger RNA, 1540 nt
Organism: Stegostoma tigrinum
Lineage: Eukaryota; Metazoa; Chordata; Chondrichthyes; Orectolobiformes; Stegostomatidae
Product: zinc finger protein 3-like
Exons: 3
Coding region: 392-1060 (222 amino acids)
Biological process (GO): regulation of transcription by RNA polymerase II
Cellular component (GO): nucleus
Molecular function (GO): DNA-binding transcription activator activity, RNA polymerase II-specific; RNA polymerase II cis-regulatory region sequence-specific DNA binding
Source: RefSeq, a predicted model, not a curated record